AUGUCAGGUUCCAACAAAACCGACUUCACCAACCCCUCCACCUUCAUCCUGCUGGGUAUUCCUGGCCUGGAGGCAUCCCAUGUCUGGAUCUCCAUCCCCUUCUGCACCAUGUACGCCAUAGCCGUCUUGGGGAACUUCACCAUCCUUUUCAUCGUGAAGAUGGAGCCGAGCCUCCAUGGGCCCAUGUACUAUUUCCUCUGCAUGCUGGCCAUCAGCGACCUUGUCAUGUCCAUGUCCAUUGUGCCCAAAAUGCUGAGCAUCUUCUGGUUCAAUUCCAGAGAGAUCGAUUUCAAUGCCUGCCUCACCCAGAUGUACUUCAUUCACUGCGCCUCAGCGAUGGAUUCUGGGAUCUUCGUGGCCAUGGCUUUUGAUCGCUAUGUGGCCAUCUGUGAUCCCCUGAGGCAUUCCACCAUCCUGACAAACCCCGUGGUGGCCAAGAUUGGCCUGGCUGUGCUGCUCCGCAGCGGCUUGAUUGCAUUGCCCUUGCCUUUCCUGGUAAGGCAGUGGCCAUAUUGCAGAACCAACAUCAUCCGUCAGCCGUACUGCGCACACAUGGCCGUGGUGAAGCUGGCCUGCGCCGACACCAGUGUCAGUAGUUACUACGGCCUCUUCGUACUAUUCUGUGUGAUGGGUCUGGAUGUGAUUUUUAUCACUGUGUCCUAUAUCCAGAUCCUCAGGGACAUCUUCAGCCUCCCCACAAAAGCCGCCCGGCUCAAGACUUUUGGCACCUGCGGCUCCCACCUUUGUGCCAUUUUAGCAUUUUACAUCCCAGGUCUCUUCUCCUCCCUCAUAUACCGGUUUGGGCAGAAUAUAGCCUUGCAUUUCCAUAUUCUCAUUGGCACAAUAUGCCUCUUGCUGCCCACCAUGCUGAACCCCAUCAUCUACGGGGUGAAGACCAAACAGAUCCGGGACAGGGUGCUCCGGCUCUUUACUCAUAAAGGGACCUAA
Molecule: messenger RNA, 948 nt
Organism: Mauremys reevesii (Reeves's turtle)
Lineage: Eukaryota; Metazoa; Chordata; Testudines; Geoemydidae
Product: olfactory receptor 52R1-like
Exons: 1
Coding region: 1-948 (315 amino acids)
Biological process (GO): G protein-coupled receptor signaling pathway
Cellular component (GO): membrane
Molecular function (GO): olfactory receptor activity; G protein-coupled receptor activity
Source: RefSeq, a predicted model, not a curated record